CGGGCGGGACUCCGGGGCCGGGGGGCGCCGCCGUCCGUGCCCGGCGCCUCCGGCAGUCGGGUGGCCGCGCGUCCCGCCCGUCACGCUCCAGGGCGUCGGCGUGAAGGCGUGGGGAGGCGAGGGGGGCGAGCGAGCCGCGGGCCGCCCGGGGCCGGGCUGGGAGCGCGGGCGUGCGCGCACGUGGGCGGGGACCUCUGGGUGCCCGGGCCGAGCGCGCGGUCCCUGGGGGCGCAGAGGUGCCUGCGAGCCCGCGGGAGUGUGCGGGCGCCCCGUGCACCUGCAGCCCGGGCAGCGCGCGGCGGGAGCCCCUGAGGACCGCGUGGGCGCGCGGGGCUUUGUGCCCGCCCGUGGGUGCGUGGGCGCCGCCACCGCUAUCCGGGGGCCGGGGGCAGACAGCUGUCCCAGGGGCCGCUGCACAGCCGCGACCCUUCUCGUCCCCCUCCUCGCGGGCCCCCCGUUACCCUCUCUGCGCCUGCCUCCCCCACCCCUUCUUCUCUACGGGAUCCGCCCCUGGGUUCCUCGAAAGCCCCGUGGGGCGCUAAGGGACCCUGAAGUCCGCGCCUGGCCCAUCGCGGGGAGCAGCGGAGCAGCCAGAGGCCGCGAAGAUGCUGCAGCCGCAGUGGACAUGCCGGUCCCCGCCCUGCGCCCUCUCUGCGCGGUUCCCUCGUAGCACCGAGCGACCCCGCUGCCUCCCCAGCCUCCUCUCGCCAGUCGCCAGUCGGCACCCCGCAGCGCCCCCGCCUCGCCCACCGACCCGUUUCCUUUCCUCGCCCGCUGCCCUUCUCUUCUCCCACCUUCUCUCCCGGCCGGGGGGGCUGAGGGCUGGGCCGCGGAGUGACCGCAGCUCCCCACGAGCUCCCGGCCGGGGCCCCCCAGGCGGGCCGAGGGAGUGGCCACCGCGGCCCGGGGCGCACCAUGCGCGGCACCACACUGCUGGCGCUGCUGGCGCUGGUGCUGCUGUACCUGGUGGCCGGCGCCCUGGUGUUCCAGACCCUGGAGCAGCCCCUCGAGCAGCAGGCCCAGAAGCAGCUGGGGGAAGCCCGAGAGAGGUUCCUGCGGGACCAUCCUAGCGUGAGCGAGCAAGAACUGGGGAAGUUCAUCGAGGAGGUGGCGGCUGCCCUGGGAGGGGGUGCGCACCCCGAAACCAACGCCACCAAUCACAGCAACUACUCGGCCUGGAACUUGGGCAGCGCCUUCUUUUUCUCGGGCACCAUCAUCACCACCAUUGGCUAUGGGAACGCCGCCCUGCGCACGAACGCGGGCCGCGUCUUCUGCAUCUGCUACGCGCUGGUGGGGAUUCCUCUCUUUGGGAUCCUGCUGGCUGGAGUCGGGGACCGGCUGGGCUCCUCUCUGCGCCGCGGUAUCGGCCACAUCGAGGCCAUCUUCCUGAAGUGGCACGUCCCCCCGGGGCUGGUCCGAGUGCUCUCGGCGAUGCUCUUCCUGCUGGUCGGCUGUCUGCUGUUCGUCCUGGCGCCCACCUUUGUCUUCUGCUCCAUGGAGGGCUGGAGCCAGCUGGAGGCCCUCUACUUCGUCAUCGUGACGCUCACCACGGUCGGCUUUGGGGACUACGUGGCCGGCGCCGGCCCCAACGAGUACUCCUUCUACCAGCCGCUCGUGUGGUUCUGGAUCCUGCUUGGCCUCGCCUACUUCGCCUCAGUGCUCACCACCAUCGGGAACUGGCUGCGGGUCGUGUCCCGCCGCACGCGGGCAGAGAUGGGCGGCCUCACAGCGCAAGCGGCCAGCUGGACGGGCACCGUGACGGCGCGAGUGACGCAGCGCGGGGGGCCUGGUGCCUCUGCGCCGCCGCCCCCAGAGACCGGCCUCCCGCGGCCGCCCUCCCCGCCGCGAGCCCUGGAGCCCCCCGAGAAGGCCGCGCCCCCGUCCCCGCCCACCCCGUCGGCGCUCGACUAUCCCGGCGAGAACCUGGCGUUCAUCGACGAGUCCUCGGACACGCAGAGCGAGCGCAACUGCGCGCUGCCCCGCGCGCCCCGGGGGCGCCGCCGGCCCCCCAGCGCCCCCCGGAAGCCCGCGAGGCCGCGGGGCAAAGGCGCGGCCGUGUGACGGGACCCCCGCCCGCCCGGGUCUCCCCAGGGAUGCUGUCCGAGUGCUUUCUCCCCGGCAUGCUCUGCUUGUGUGACCAAAGAACCCUCUUCUCGACCCGACGGGCGCCGGCGACGGGGGCGCAUCUGCAGACCCUGGCGGGCGCUCACAUCUCACGACUGUGCCUCAAAGCCUGUAUCAAUAAACCUGCAGUGUGCACCUCGCGGGCGGCUGUGCGUGCCUGCGUCGGGCGCCCGGGGCGAGGGGCGGGCCGGACAGGGG
Messenger RNA from Sorex araneus (European shrew), 2322 nucleotides. RefSeq names its product potassium two pore domain channel subfamily K member 4 (gene KCNK4). The coding region runs from base 916 to 2061 and encodes 381 amino acids. The record is from RefSeq and is a predicted model, not a curated record. Gene Ontology annotation, cellular component: membrane. Lineage: Eukaryota; Metazoa; Chordata; Mammalia; Eulipotyphla; Soricidae. The transcript has 7 exons. Gene Ontology annotation, molecular function: potassium ion leak channel activity. Gene Ontology annotation, biological process: potassium ion transmembrane transport; stabilization of membrane potential.